AUGGCAGCAUCUCUGCUUCUCAGACAUUCGUCAGCUGUCUUCUUCUGCCAGUCUUCUUCCCUCUUCUUAGCCAAGAACAACCCUUCUCGUUCAUUCACUUCCAUCAAGAUGGAAAGAGGUGAAGCAAGUGAAGAAACUGCAGCGAAGACGACGAAGAAGGUGUUUGUCGCCGGAGCCACUGGAAAAACAGGGAAGAGGAUUGUGGAGCAGUUGUUGUCCCGUGGCUUCGCCGUCAAAGCCGGUGUUCGCGAUGUGGAGAAAGCAAAGACAUCUUUCAAAGACGACCCGUCUCUUCAGUUCGUUAGAGCAGACGUGACAGAAGGUCCUGAGAAGCUAGCUGAAGCUAUAGGUGAUGACUCUCAGGCUGUGAUUUGUGCUACUGGGUUUCGUCCCGGGUUCGAUCUCUUCGCUCCUUGGAAGACUGAUAAUUUCGGGACGGUGAAUCUGGUGGAUGCGUGCCGUAAACAAGGAGUUGAUAGGUUUGUUCUUAUAAGCUCAAUCUUGGUGAAUGGAGCUGCGAUGGGACAGAUUCUGAACCCGGCUUACAUCUUCCUCAACGUCUUUGGACUCACUCUGGUCGCAAAGCUUCAAGCCGAGAAGUAUAUCAAAAGAUCCGGCAUUAACUACACCAUAGUAAGGCCCGGUGGUCUUAAAAACGAUCCUCCAACAGGAAACGUAGUCAUGGAGCCAGAGGAUACUCUGUCUGCAGGGAGCAUAUCGAGAGACCAGGUCGCAGAAGUUGCCGUGGAAGCUUUACUUCAUGAGGAAUCAUCUUUCAAGGUUGUGGAGAUCGUUGCUCGUCCCGAUGCUCCAAAACUUUCCUACAAAGAUCUCUUUGCGUCUGUUAAAGGAGUUUAA
Thlaspi arvense is the source of this 858-nucleotide messenger RNA. The record is from the annotation of a GenBank genome assembly. NCBI's taxonomy places the organism in Eukaryota, Viridiplantae, Streptophyta, Magnoliopsida, Brassicales, Brassicaceae.